GACGCAAGGACAGAGAGAGUCCGCUGGAAAACGCGACUCACAUAUCGGAAUAAAUGUCCCCGGUACGCGACUGGAAAAGAGAAGCGUGGACACCUUAUGGCCAUGGGAAUAAGGAAUUGCACGCGUUUAUACAGUAUAACUCUACCAAAUGGAAUUAUUUUAAUGGAAUAACGUUGUAGGGAAUAUAGUCUUCAUUGGGAUGGUAACGAUAUCUUCGGUUCGCUUUCGUGAAUGUGUCAUUUUGGAACCAUAAGGUAACACCUUGUUGUGUGAGAAGCGGGCUGGAAGGAGUGGUCUGAGACCAGCAGCGGCAGCCAUGGCUUGGAAAGCAGGCGUUCUGCUCUGCAUAUUGCUAGCCAUAGUCAAACACACACUGUCCGUCAGCUUCCCAGAGGACAGCACACCCCUGGACACUGUCGAUGAAUACUACUCGCGGCAGUACCCGGUUUUCCGGGGUCGUCCUUCUGGGAACGAGUCACAGCACAGGCUAGACUUCCAGCUGAUGACUAAAAUACAAGACACGCUGUUCAUUGCCGGCAGAGACCAGGUGUACCUAGUGAGUCUCAGAGAGUCCUACAGAAACGAGAUCAUUCCCUACAGGAAGUUAACAUGGCGAUCAGGGGAAGCAGACAGAAAGAACUGUGCCAUGAAAGGGAAACACAGAGAGGAGUGCCAUAACUUCAUCAAGGUCCUGGUUCCUAGAAACGAUGACCUGGUGUUCAUCUGUGGAACUAAUGGCUUUAACCCCAUGUGCCGCUACUACAGGCUGGAUAACCUGGAGUUUGACGGGGAGGAGAUCAGUGGACUGGCACGAUGCCCUUUUGAUGCCAAGCAGACCAACGUUGCUCUGUUUGCUGACGGGAAACUGUACUCAGCCACGGUUGCUGACUUCCUGGCGAGUGACGCAGUGAUCUACCGUAGUAUGGGCGAUGGUUCUGCCCUCAGAACCAUCAAAUACGACUCCAAAUGGCUGAAAGAGCCCCACUUCCUGCACGCUGUGGAUUAUGGGAACUAUGUCUACUUCUUCUACAGAGAGAUCGCUGCAGAACACAACAACCUGGGCAAGGCAGUCUACUCCAGGGUGGCUCGUAUCUGCAAGAACGACGUCGGCGGGUCCCAGCGUGUGUUGGAUAAGCACUGGACGUCUUUUGUCAAGGCCAGACUCAACUGUUCCGUUCCAGGAGAGUCCUUCUUUUACUUUGACGUUUUGCAGUCCAUCACCGACAUCAUCAGCAUCGACGGGGUUCCUUCUGUAGUGGGAGUCUUCACCACACAGAUGAACAGUAUCCCGGGGUCUGCAGUGUGUGCCUUCUCCAUGGAUGACAUCGAGAAGGUGUUCAGGGGCCGUUUUAAAGAACAGAAAACACCUGACUCCGUCUGGACAGCAUUUCCAGAGGAGAAACUGCCCAAUCCCAGGCCGGGCUGCUGUGCGGGCCAUGGGCAGGCGGAGUCUUUUAAGACGUCUAUAGAGUUCCCUGACGAGACCCUACUCUUCAUCAAGUCCCACCCCCUCAUGGAGGCAGCCGUGCCUAACGUUGGAGACGAGCCGUGGUUCACCAAGACACGUGUCCGGUACAGGCUGACAGCCCUGGCAGUGGAUAACGCUGCUGGUCCCCAUGGUAACUACACAGUGCUGUUCAUUGGUUCUGAGGCGGGCGUGGUGCUGAAGGUUCUAGCCAAGACUUCCCCUCUGUCCCUCAACGACAGCAUCCUAUUGGAAGAGAUCAACCUGUUCAACAAAGCCAAGUGUCUGUCUAACAGUGACGAUGACAGGCGUAUCCUAUCGCUCCACGUAGACAGAGACACACACAGUGUGUACGUGGCCUUCUCCAGUUGUGUGGUCCGCAUGCCCCUCAGCCGCUGUGAACGACACACUACCUGCCAUAAGUCAUGUAUAGCGUCCAGGGACCCCUACUGUGGCUGGAUGCCUCACGGAGCCUGUGAGAGGAUCCUGCCUGGGGUUCUGUCAGGGCAUGAGCAGGACGUAGAGUUUGGGAACACAGUUCAUCUGGGUGACUGUCAUGCAUUUUUGGCCACUACAUCAGCGCCAGAUUACAAAUCAUUUGGCGACCCGACCUCUGACAUGGAGUUGUCAUCUACGUCAGUCACAGACCAGCCCAGUGGGCGCAUACACCCCCCAGUACCCCCAGUACCCACCCUCACCCCAAGCCCCGGUCCUGGGCUUGGUCCCGGGGCAGAGCCUGGGCCGGGGCCUGGGGCUGGUUCUCCAGAGCUGUACUGGGAUGAUCCAGCCACGUCCCAUUCAUUAGAGUCACUCCCAGGGGGCCAGGAGGGUGUGUGGGAGAUUCAGGCAGGAGAAGCCAAUCAGAUGGUCCACAUGAAUAUCCUGAUCAGCUGCGUGUUUGUGGCCUUCCUCCUCGGGGCACUAGUGGCAGGACUGGUGGUGUUUUGCUAUAGAGACUCCUUCCUCCGCCACAAGCCCAGUCACGCCCACAAAGACGCGGAGUCUGCCCCCUCCUGCAGUGACUCUACUGGAUCCUUCGCCAAACUCAACGGGCUCUUCGACAGCCCCGUCAAGGAGUACCAGCCAGGUUUGGAGUGUCCCAAGCUAUACACCAACCUGCUGAGUAGCGGCAAUGACCUUACCCCCAAUGGAGACACCAAGACCAUGAUCCUCCGGGACGGCUGUCAGCCCCCAGAGCUGGCUGCCCUGCCCACCCCAGAGUCCACCCCUGUGCUGCAGCAGAAAGGCCUGCAACCAAUCAGGAACCAGUGGGAGAGAGCCAAUCACCAUGGCAAGAUCAACGGGUCCAAGAAGAACUCCAACGCCGCCUCUGCCAAGAGUCCCCAGUUCCUCCCCUCCUCCCCACCUCCCCACACUCACCCCCACCCCCACCCUGCGCUGGGUCACUCCCACAUCCCCAGCGCUGUGGUCCUGCCCAACGCCACGCACGAGUACCGCAGCGGUUACCACGGAAACUCAGCCGAUGACGUCACACCGCCUCGCACCCUGGACAAGAAGCCUCAGAACACGGAACAUCUGCAGGCCACGCCCCCUCGAACUAAAGGAAGCAGGAAGGAGCAGAAGAGAUCGCUGGACGCCAGGAACACUCUGAACGACUUACUAAAGCACCUGAGUGACGCUAAUGCCAACACGGCUAGCGCUAGCCCCAAGCCUAUCCUCCAGGAGGGGGCCGGCUCAGGGUCCCGACCCAGCAGACAGCACCUGAUGCUGGAGCCUCUAGGGGACAUCACCGAGGUCCCUCCCAAGGUCCCCAGCCGGGAGGCCUCCCUCUACUCCCCUUCCUCCUCCUCCCUGCCUAGGCACAGUCCCACCAAGAGGGUGGAUGUCCCCCUGCCCUCAACCCCCACCUCCCCCACAGGCAGCCUGGGUAUGGGAGGCAGUAUGGGGGGCACCCUGGAGAGGAGAUACGGCUCACAUCAGAGGAGCUCCUCCCACAGACACUCCCUCAGCGCCACCUCUCCCAAUGGGGUCAGUAUGGGGGUGUCCUUGUCCCGCCAACACAGUAUGAACAGAGGGGGGUAUAUGCCCCCCACCCCUCCCUCCAGACUGGACUCCCAGGGAGGGCUCCACUCCCCACACCCCCCCUCCCUGUCCCGGCAGAGCAGCUACAGUGGGCAUGGCUCGCUCCCCCGCCAGGGGCUCAAACGGACCCCGUCCCUAAAGCCAGACGUCCCCCCUAAGCCCAACGGCUUCACUCCACAAACUCCUCAGAUGCGUGUGGUCAACAAAUACAGCUACUAGGACACCGGAGACGCUGCGGAGUGAACCGCAAAGUGUGUUAGCUGGGACAGGGCGUCUCCGAGUGUAUUCAAGGACCAGGCGUAGAGAGGGAGUCAGCCCUGGGAUGUGUGUGUGUGUGUGUGUGUGUGUGUGUGUGUGUCGAGGGUCUUCCCUAUGAAAUGACAGGGCACAUUCAUACAUUCAGUCGGCAAGUGGAAUAUCACACCAGUGACCAAAGACGUGACAUGGAGCUGUGUUAAAUAUUGUGGCUCCAUCUUGCUCUCUAUCUCCAUCUCACAAUGCCCUGUCUCCUAGACAAGGCAGGUUUGGGAUCUGGACUGUGGCUCUCCAGUUUGUGUAGGGGUCCUGCAAGGGACUGGCGUGCCCCCCCCCACCCCCCUUGUGUAACUGGGGCCCCCGUGGCCGUGAUUGUGCACGGUGGAACGCAGAGAAUACUUGAAGAAUGGGUCUGACGUCUCACUGCCACUGUGCACUGUCUCAUCGUGUCCCGAAUGGCCCCAUGUGGCCUUUGUAGUGCACUGCGUUUGACGGAGACGCAUAGGGCCGCUGUCAAAAGUAGUGCAUAAUGUAAGGCGUAGGGCGCCAUUCGGGAGACACAAGUCUUCCCCAUUAAUGUGAACUGGACUGAACUUAAGGGUUGUAACGGUCUGCAUCUCAUCUGUGUGGCAGAUGGGAGAGAGAAGACAGACUAAAUAGGUUACAUUUAGACGUGUUUCUUUCAGCUGCUGGGAAGGAAGGCAAGCGAGAGGACAGCCAGAGUAUGUCAUUGUGAUUGGAACACCAAUGUACAGCGGACACACACAAACACACACUCUGUUUGGGGAGGUGAAAGGCCUGGCUGCCUAUGUACCCAGACAGGGACACUGUAACUCACUGCGAUAUUUACUAGACACAUGUGCUGCUAUUGGUUUGUGUUAUGUGUAUUUUGGCCUCAUAUGUAUUUGUAUCCUUCAGCUGCCGUUUUCUCCUGACGAGUCUUCGUUGGUGUGUGUGUGUGUGUGUGUGUGUGCGUGCGUGCGAGUGAAUGUGUGUGUGUGUGGGACUGCGUACAGACCGUGUAAUUUGGUGCGUCACCAUGUCGGUGCAGUCUUUUAUCUCUUAAUAACACAGCACACAUGUGCUACAGUCUCACACUAUACAGAUGCAGAAUGGCUUUAGUUUGCUGACAACUGCAGAGACCACUUCUCCAGUCACCUUUCAUGUAGCAAUGGUGUUUAGACAACUUGUUUGGAUUUUGGUUUUGUUUUGGCUUUUUCUUUCUUAAGGAAUUGUUUGACGAUGUAAACAUUUCAUGCAAUGCCAAUGAGUUUAGUUCUGUCAGGCUGAAACGACGUUCUGUAAGCAUCCCUGUUUCCAAGCCACGCCCAUGUCUGCGCACACCUGACACGCACCUAUAGUAUCUCUCCGGCUCAUCUGCCAACUGCAAAUCUGUCUUUACUGUAAGUCUUUGUGCCCCUGUAAGAGGUAACACACUGGUCUAGGAUCAGCUUGCCCUCCCCAAACCUAACCUUAACCAUUAGGAGGGAAAACUUAUAACUGAUCUUAGAUCAGUGUCUAGAGAGAAGUCUCUGGGGGGCCAUUUUGGUUCCAUAGGCAGUACUAUUUGUGCAGUUUCCCAGUGAGAGUUGUGACCAGUGUAGUCACACCAACAUCUACCAAUGUGUCCUACCGAGUCAUGCUGGUAAUGACAAGUUACUGUACAUAUUAUAAAUAUGAGUAUACCUAUUUUUAGGCCAGUUAACCCCAUUCUGUGCAUCGUGUGCCUUAUUCAACAUAUGAUCGAUAUACAGUAAUAUUGGGAAAAACAAUUUAUUUGGUCCUGAACAUGUCAUUGUGGUUACAAUAUAGCUUAAGCAACUCUGAUUAUUUUUAAUCAGCGAGUUAUUUGUGUUCCAAAAAAAACAAGAAAACAACCAAACUACAGUAAUUUAGAUUCUAGAACUAAGGCCAGGUUUAGUACCCAACAUUCCAUUCCAGAAUGCAGACUGAAACAAAGCAUUUUGGGAUUACAGUGUCAGUAUUUGACCUUGUGAAGGAGAAGGUUGUUGAUAGGCCAAGCUGAGGUUGCACUCAGUGAAUGUACUAUAAUGACAGUGGGAUGUAAACUGAAUAUUCUAUUUGAAACACUCAGCUGAACAAAGCACUAUAAACAGCUAAUAAAAUAUGAUAAAUGAAACAAGGUACUAAAGUCAACACUCUAGUUAAUUAUUGAAGAUCAAUUUGAUGCUAAUGUUUUAAUAAUCCUGUGCCCUUAGAGUGAACAGUGGUCAUGUGAUAUUCAUAAUUCUAUUUUCUGUAACAGCAACAGAGGAAUAUGUUUUGAACAGGGGGUGAACAGGAAAAAAAAAUAAAAAAAAGCUAAAAAAAGAUUUGGGUACAGUCUCACAUUGAGAAUGAGAUGAUUUGGGAACAUUGGUCUUUGGGUAUCUAUCUGCCUGUCUGGCACUCAAAGACACAUUUUGUUUACAAGAGAUGAUUGUAUUAAUUAAGACUUGGCUAUCAGUCGUCCUCUGCUAAGCAGUGUUUGGGCUUCAAGAGCCAGACACACACACACAGCCCUCUGUUCCAUCCCUCCAGACAGACAGACUGAGCUCAGCUGCCUUGUACAUUGCCAUAUUGACUUGGGUCUUUGUGCUGCAGUGUCCGUCUAAAGCCUUUUACCGUCCUGUCUAUCUAUGCUUUCUGUGUGCAGAUGAGCCAGACUCAUUGACUUAACCUUUCUAAUACUGUUCUGAUUGGACGGUAGACAUCCAGAUGUUUGUUCAGAGUGUUUGUAGAUAUGUUGUAAAGUUGUAACUGUGAAUGUGUACAUAAUUAUUGUCUUUUUGUUUCAGGACAUUUUUGUU
Messenger RNA from Esox lucius (northern pike), 6573 nucleotides. RefSeq names its product sema domain, transmembrane domain (TM), and cytoplasmic domain, (semaphorin) 6D, like (gene sema6d). Gene Ontology annotation, biological process: neural crest cell migration; semaphorin-plexin signaling pathway; axon guidance. Gene Ontology annotation, molecular function: chemorepellent activity; semaphorin receptor binding. The coding region runs from base 317 to 3727 and encodes 1136 amino acids. The record is from RefSeq and is a predicted model, not a curated record. The transcript is spliced from 19 exons. Lineage: Eukaryota; Metazoa; Chordata; Actinopteri; Esociformes; Esocidae.